UCGGGAACGCGAGAAAAAGAACAAAAGAAACGAGACCCAGAAAAAGAAGAGCAAGUCGCCGCAUUAUCUCGCAUUGCGGACGAAAAAAAAAGGCAAGCACAGCGUCCGACGAGCAGUGAAGUGGCAGCGGAGGCCCGUGCUGAUAGCGUGAAUAUACGGCGGCAGGUCGGUUGCGCGAGCGCCGUCGAGUGCGCCCAGACAAGGUGUUGCUCCGUCGUGAGAGGCUGCGUGUACUACACGUUUCCGAGACGCAUGGUUGCCAGCCGUCAUCGCACGCGCCACGGUGUCGAGGCGACGGUUAUAUUUGAAUACCGCAGCGUGUCGGUGUGGUGCUCGCACCACCAGUACCCGAAUCGCUGUCGCCGUGUCGGUGCUCGUACAUCCAUUAUAGUUCCGUGUUUGUGUGUGCAUGCUCAGUCUAGGAGGAAGUAAUGCAGAGAAAAUGGAUUUCGGAAGGUAUUACGAAAGACGCCGAUCUCGAUGACUGCGCUGGGGCGGCCUCGCCUGCCUUCGAGAGGCCCGCCUUUCAAAGGCAGACGUCCGAGGUCAUCUCCGCCAUCGACGAACCGACGGAGAACAUCAAUCUUAGCUGGAACGCACCUGAGUUCUACAAGAGGUUGAAGCGCUUUCGGCGGACGCAACUUGAAUAUGACACUUGGAACCCUAACCGCUGGGCCAGCUGUCCCGAAGUGGUCAACCCUUCCCCGCAGACGCUGUCCACUCCCAAUCCUGGCGUUCGCUUCUACGUCGGAACCAGCCCUUCGGGUCAGAGCAUCAGCGACGAGGACGAGGAGGAACGAUACAAGACGUACCUCUACUAUCUGCUGAGCACCACGCGAAGCGCGAGCUCAGAGAUCCGCUUCCUAGAUCUCUUCCAGGAGGCCCAGGACAACAUCCGCGCCCUACCGCGGCAAGAGAGCAACUCGACGUUAGACGUCAUACUCUCCUCUCGGCAGCAGCUGUCCUACUCGCCCUCCAACUCAUCUGCCGUGGGCCAGCGGGCGUCCUGGUCUUCCGGUGGCGGCGACGAGUGCUUCAACCGAAGACGGCUCGUGCUUUACGCCCAAGAAGACGUCGGGGCCGGAAAAGCGUUGGCCCUCGGACACCAACACCACGCUUACUCCCAGCCCGUCAGCCCAGAAGGAUCGCGCGUGAGCGUAGCCACGAUCAGCGCCUCGGUCAGCGAGAAGGUGACGCUGCCCAAGAGGCUCAACAACGGUGUACGCGACGCCCACAAUGGCCGCGUGUGGUGUCGCGCCUACGACAACCCGUGCUUCGACUCGACGGGCAGCCCAAAGUCUUCGUUCCAGGACAAAACUGUCUGUGCCAGUGUUAGUAACGGUGAAACCCGCGUUGUGGCGCUACAGCCGGCACCCGUGCCGCCUUCCGACAUGCUGUUUCGCCAAGACCGAAAGUGCAGUGUGUUCGACGUACGAAGGCUCAACGCUAUCCUUCGUUACGUGUUCUGCUGCGACUGUUGCGUGUGGGAUGCGGGCCACGCGCGUCGCGCGACGGAGUCGUAGGGGUCGAUGUUUGCAACAGCAUGCGCACGUACCACGUAUAUUGUUUGUCAUGUGAUAAUUCCGCGCGUUUUAAACGCGCCAACUGUCCCGCCUUAAGACUUGGAUGUGGUGCGAAACGAAGUUUGCACCACGUUAAUCGCAUUUUUGUAGACGUAGUGAUCGAACACAUGUUGCCAACUCGUCAGCCAAGGACUUUUCCAAAGAAAUAUUGUACAGUGAAGAAGUUUUUAGUUGUUUUUUAGAAGGUUUAUUAU
Rhipicephalus sanguineus (brown dog tick) is the source of this 1777-nucleotide messenger RNA. RefSeq lists its product as uncharacterized. The record is from RefSeq and is a predicted model, not a curated record. NCBI's taxonomy places the organism in Eukaryota, Metazoa, Arthropoda, Arachnida, Ixodida, Ixodidae. The transcript has 4 exons. The coding region runs from base 432 to 1523 and encodes 363 amino acids.